AUGGCUCCAGCUUCAUCGCAAUCAAUGCGAACGGAAAGGAGGAAUAGUGGAUACGGAGUCCCGUCUAAUACUACACCUCAUUCCAGAACUAUUCCCGUUCAUCUAGAGAGACAGAAUUCCGAAGACUCUUCCGUUUUCGCUGGCCUUAAUACGCCCAGGGGCAUUCCUCAAGAAGUUUCCAGCAUCGGGGUUCCUCACAGUGUACGAUUUCAAGAUAAAGGCAAGACACCUAGAGGAACUCCCACACAAGUUGGUCGCUACAAAUUGAAAUCCUUUAAUGAAGAUUAUCAAGAUUCAGAAGCAGACGAUGACGGCACAGAUUAUCUAAGUGUUGUAAGAAGCAAAUCCGAAAAUUCCAGCGAGCAUAGUUAUAUGCGUAAUAUGAAACCAAUGGCGGACGAGGAUUCUGCUUUUGGGGCUGAGUCUAAAGACUUUGAAGGGGAAAGGCCGCACGGAUCCAAGCACAACCGUCGUGGUUCAAAUACUCGUCGUCAAAGUGGUCAAAGCUCUUAUCUAAUGGAUCAAGGCGGAGGGUCUGGGUCUUAUGGAUCUGUGAAUGCAUAUGCUAAAUCUAAAGGCACGUACAAUAUGGUUGGUCAAGUGAACUUUUCCAACAAAGCUGAGAACGAAUACAAGCCGGAAAAGGGGGAAACAAUAACAGCUAUGCUUGAUGAUUAUGAGAAGCAGAUGGAAGCUACCCUUGAAAGUCUCACCUUGGACGAUGAUAACAGGGACGAUAUUGUUGGCGAUCGUGAUUAUCUCGCAGAAAUGUAUGACAUAGUUCCAAAACGAGUUCAGUCAGAAGAUGCGCACCAGACGCUUACAUCGGAACAGUCGAAACAAUUACAAAAGGUUCUACAUCAAGCACGGACAGAGGUUGAAAUUCUAAAGGACAACAACGAACAAUUCAUGUCCGAAAUUGAGCAACAAGAGGAAGAGUAUAGGUCAGAAAGGAAGCUUUUUGAAGAGAGAACACGACAAAAGAUUUCCGAACUCAAGGUGAUUUACCAAGAGGAAAUCGAAAAUAUUAUUCGAGAGAAAGAUGCUGCCAUUGUCGAGGCAAGCCGACAGGCUACAAGAUAUGGGGAAUCCGGGAGAAGGCAAAUUGCACAUUUAAAAGCGCAGCUCGAAAAGGUCAAAGCUCAGGCAAAUGGAAUCAUUCGACAAAAGAUUGAAGAAGCAAUCAAGACUAUGAGUGCCAAAAAAGAAAUGGAAGUCAGUGCAAGGCUUGGAGCUCUCCGCAAUUCCUAUGAAACAGAAUUUGAAAAAAUUCGAAACGAACGAGGCGCCGAUGUGCAGCAGGCUGUCAAUCAAGCCAUUGCAGAAACAGAACAGCGGCUGGCGACUGAGCACGAGAAGAAACUAAUCGAGAGCUUAGAAGCCUGUCGCAAACAAGCAGAAAUGGAGAACCAGAAUGCAAUUUUUGCGUCAAAUCAGUCCCUUGCGCACUCUGAAAGACAGGUCAACAAGCUCCAGAAGGAAAGGGAAGGUUUCAUCAAGACCUUGGAAGCCAUCAAGGAGAAUAUCAACCAGCACUAUCCCGCUCAAAUGAAGGUAUUUCACGACAGGUCUCGGGAUGUAGUUGGGCCAUUGAAACUUCUUCAAACUCAACAAGGCGAUAGCAAGUUGGAGAAUCUCUUCAAGGAUGUCGUCGAGUCAUUCGGAUUUUUGCUUGAGAACUCGUCAAAGAAAUCCGUUUCAUACAAUGUUGUAAAAAUGGACGAUUUGCAAAAGCGACUCAAGGAGCAGGAAACCACAAGAGAACAAUAUCGAGAGCACGUCGAUUACGCGACUCCACCAAAGGAGGACGAGUCCAAAAAUAGUGAAGCAUUGGAGGGAAGGGUUCAUAAUCCAGUAAUUGAUCGCAACCAGAGCGAAGAGUUGUAUAGAAGAGAUAUUAAUUCGCAGUAUGGUGGGAUCAAAAACAUGCACAGUGCCGAUGAUUUGAUUCAGGGCAUGACGAAGCGAAGAGAAAGGCUCGCGCAUGCGAUGGCCGUCGGGCAAAUGGAGUUGAAGAAUUCAUUGUCAUCCGAUCGAAUGCAGUAUUUGAAGCCAAACGACCGUUUUGUACCAAAGGGACUGGAUGCCAACGAGGGGAAUAUUGAACAGGAUGGUGAAGUUCCAGAGUACAGAAGACAGUCAUGUUCCAAUCUUCCAACUGGUAGAAGAUCAAGCGUGGAAUCGCCUGAUGCAAUGCGAGCCAAACAGAGCGACGACUACGAAAGUUUUAUCAGUAACAAUUCGAGAGCCAGGGAUUCUGAACCAUCAUACGAAUCACCAGCAAAGAAAAAGUCGUAUGCGAUUCUUCGUAGCUUCAAGGCGUCAAAACGUCGUGGAAGCGUUGGUCCCAAGGCUGAUUCUCCUAUGCACUCGACAGCACAAGGAAAAGGUCAAACUCGAACUCAAAGAUUAAAAGGGUAUUUGAACACAGCAUUCGAAGAUGAUUUCGAUGCAGGGCAAAAUGACAAUAGCACCAAUAUUGACUCUCUGACGGAUGAAAGUCUGGAGAGCUUGCAAACUAAUACUGGCACAGAAGUGAACCAAACAGUAAAUGAAAACAAUGGAGAAUCAAACUUGGGAAUAGAUCAUGCGCGAUCAUCGUCAUCAUCACUAGAGCGGAGCAAAAGCAGAAACCCGCUUGGGAUGUUUGCUAGAGCAAAGAAGGAUGCGCACGAUGCAAGAGAUGCUCCAGGUAUCGACUCGACGAAUACACGUGCGCCGACAGAAGAUACCCUUCAACCCCUGCCAAAUGGACAAGAACUCCCCACAAACUUUCGAAAGAUACCUGGACAGGGUUUUGAUCAUCGGUCAGCUGGUAAUGUAAUAAAUGGAAAGAAACCUGCGGUAAAAUACGAUGCAAGGGGGGUGUUGCAGAAUGAUGCAUACCCAACCAGGCGAGGGCAAGAAAAUGCUGUUCCAGAGUCCGUUUCUCUCCAGAAUAAUACGUCAAAAUCGUCUGACUACUCGGGGUCAAAUGGCUAUAACAACGACGACGAGGUGUCGUACCUCAGCGACAAUAGAAGUAUUCGGUCAGUUAAUGAGACUACCACUUCCUUGGACGACGAGGAUGUGUCUCGUUUGCGGCAACAUACUUCGUUGACGGAUGCGUCAGACGACGAUGAGAGUGCGGAUCCAUUUUUGAUGACAGAGACCGAGUCAAGUGAUCGAACCAGCACACAAGGGAAAAUCUAUUCAGCUUCUUCCUCGCGUGAUUCAAGUCGGCUUGAAAGAUCACCUUACUCAAAGCAACAAAGGGGUGUGAGGAGCCCGAAUACUGGAAGCGAGGCAACAACUGCUGUCAUUUCCCACCGUGUCCGGCCAAACUUUACCAGCUUCUACAGCAAGGAAGCUCCGGCAACCAAGACUUCGAAGGUGGCUACUAAUUUUGCUUCCAGGAUACGUGCUCGGCGUGGUGGAAGACGUCUGGGGGGAUAG
Messenger RNA from Cylindrotheca closterium, 3435 nucleotides. The record is from the annotation of a GenBank genome assembly. NCBI's taxonomy places the organism in Eukaryota, Bacillariophyta, Bacillariophyceae, Bacillariales, Bacillariaceae.